This is a messenger RNA of Macrosiphum euphorbiae (potato aphid), 555 nucleotides long. The record is from the annotation of a GenBank genome assembly. Lineage: Eukaryota; Metazoa; Arthropoda; Insecta; Hemiptera; Aphididae.
AUGCAAAAAUUAGGAAAACGAGGUUUAGAGUUCAUGGAAUCUAAAUUUAAGUUGGCCGAAGAACACGAGAUUGCCAUUUUUUUAUCGCCAAAAUUUAAAUGUCUAAAAAUGUUUUCAGAACCAAAUAAAUCACGUAUAUUUCAAAAUAUAGGAUUAAAGUUGUUAGAAAUUGAAUUAAAAGAAAAUACAACUCCAGAAAACCUACACCAGGAACAUAAUGUUACCAUACAAAAAAACACUUCGAAUAGCUCACUAUUUUCAGAAUGGGAAGAUGGUGAAAAUAAUGAAGAUUUAGACAAUAGGCGUAAAUAUGAAAAAGAAUUGGAAGCUAUUUAUAUAAGCAAUUUGUUAGAUUUUUGGAAGCGUCAAAAUCACAUUUUUCCACAUUUAAGUGUAUUAGCACGACAAAUUUUGGCUAUUCCAGCUAGUAGUGCUAGCAGUGAACGCUCUUUUAGCGUUGCUGGAAGACUAAUCGAAGAGCUUAGAAGUUGUCUGAGUGGUACAAGUGUAGAUUCGAUUUUGUUCUUAAAUAACCAUUUUAAAAAUAAAAAAUGA